AUGACUAUGGAAAAUGCCUCCUUGGUAACAGAGUUCAUCCUGGUGGGGUUAACAGACCAGCCUGACCUUCAAAUACCUCUGUUCCUGUUUUUUCUAGUAAUGUAUAUGAUAACUGCAUUGGGCAAUUUGGCUUUAAUCAUUCUAAUUGUGCUGAAUUCUCACCUGCACACCCCCAUGUACUUUUUCCUAUUUAACUUGUCCUGCAUAGACCUGUGUUACUCUUCUGUGGUUACACCCAAAAUGCUUAUGAACUUCAUACUAAGGAAGAACCUUAUCUCCUAUGUGGGAUGUAUGACCCAGUUCUACUUCUUCUGUUUUUUUGUCAUAUCUGAAUGCUAUGUGCUGACAGCAAUGGCCUAUGACCGCUACGUGGCCAUCUGCAAUCCACUCUUGUAUAACAUUGCCAUGUCUCCUAAGGUGUGUUCCUAUCUUAUGCUUGGUUCAUAUUUGAUGGGGUUUUCUGGUGCCAUGAUCCACACUGGAUGUGUUUUGAGACUGACCUUCUGUGAUAAAAACACCAUCAACCACUAUUUCUGUGAUCUCUUUCCUUUGCUGCAGCUCUCCUGUACCAGCACCUAUGUCAAUGAAAUAGAGCUAUUCAUUGUAGCAGGAAAAGACAUCAUUGUGCCCAGUUCCAUCAUCUUUACCUCUUAUGGUUUCAUAAUCUCCAGCAUCCUCAAAAUAAGGUCAACUGAGGGCAGGUCCAAAGCCUUCAGCACCUGUGGUUCCCACAUAAUUGCUGUAUCUCUGUUCUUUGGAUCAUGCGCAUUUAUGUAUCUAAAACCCUCCUCAGCUGGAUCUAUGGAUGAAGGAAAAAUAUCUUCUGUCUUUUAUAAUAUUGUGGUUCCCAUGAUGAACCCAUUAAUCUACAGCCUGAGAAACAAAGAUGUGAAAAAUGCCUUGAAAAAAACAUUAACCAGCAGAAAAUUUUGA
Molecule: messenger RNA, 933 nt
Organism: Nannospalax galili (Upper Galilee mountains blind mole rat)
Lineage: Eukaryota; Metazoa; Chordata; Mammalia; Rodentia; Spalacidae
Product: olfactory receptor 8B3-like
Exons: 1
Coding region: 1-933 (310 amino acids)
Biological process (GO): G protein-coupled receptor signaling pathway; sensory perception of smell
Cellular component (GO): membrane
Molecular function (GO): G protein-coupled receptor activity; odorant binding; olfactory receptor activity
Source: RefSeq, a predicted model, not a curated record